Morus notabilis is the source of this 864-nucleotide messenger RNA. RefSeq lists its product as uncharacterized. Bases 141 to 623 code for a protein of 160 amino acids. The transcript has 3 exons. The record is from RefSeq and is a predicted model, not a curated record. Lineage: Eukaryota; Viridiplantae; Streptophyta; Magnoliopsida; Rosales; Moraceae.
UCCCGAAAUGCCACGGUAAUUUUCCAAAACGAGAAACAAACUUAAACCGCGCUAAAGCUAGAAAAGAAACUAACAAAGCGAAGAAUCCCAGCGGAUUCAACUCUCUGAGAUUCUCUCUCUCUCUCUCUCUCUCUCUAAAGAUGCAGAAGAGAUCUUCGAGAAUCAUCUCCGAGACCACUUUCUCCAUCUCAACGUCCGCGGCGGCGGCAACUUUUCAGCCGCCGUCUCUGACCUUCGACGAUGACGUUGACCACCACCACCUGGACCUUCCGACAUACAAUCCCCUCUCCGCCGUUGCCAAGAGACAGCAGUCUCGCCUUAGAUCCGCCCAGAACGCUAUCCACCUCAUCCCUCUCCUCCUCCUCCUCUGCGCCAUCGUCCUCUGGUUCUUCUCCAAUCCUGGUGUUGCAAUAGCAGUCCCAAAGUUGGCCACUUCGGGAUUGCUUUUACGGCUCCUAAAAGUGAUCAUUAAAACCUGCUUUUCGAUGAUAUCUGCUGUAACUAGAAAGCAACUUUCCGAAGCAUUCAGUUUGAAUCGAAGUCAUGAAUUCUCGAUGUACGGAGACAUUAAGCUUGCCUCGUUGUAUGGAGACUUGAAGUUAAAGGACUUGGAUAGACUUUAAGAUUGUUGCAGAAUGCUUUUUAUGUAGAGAGGUCUUCCAUACACUAGUAUACAUGGAUGAGAUUAUAGGCUGAUUCGAAGUUUUUAUAUGAGCCAUGUUGCAUAAUCUUCCUUGUCCUUCCUUUUUGUCUUGAUCUUUUAGGAGAGAUUGUAUAUGUAUUAGUAUAUUCUUUGAAAUAUUGUUCAAAAUGUUCGUCACAUUUAAAUAAGAAGUUAACACAUAUAUUUCUCUUGGUAUAAAA